Molecule: messenger RNA, 3759 nt
Organism: Neocloeon triangulifer
Lineage: Eukaryota; Metazoa; Arthropoda; Insecta; Ephemeroptera; Baetidae
Product: protein boule-like
Exons: 5
Coding region: 151-1560 (469 amino acids)
Molecular function (GO): RNA binding
Source: RefSeq, a predicted model, not a curated record
AGCCACUGAUUUAGUUGCGCGCCAUGUUGUUUUAGAUUAGUGGCAGGGGCAGGAGUCGGAGAAGCAUCUGUCGAUAAUUUUACACUUAAAUCUCAGUGAAAUUAUCCGGAAAGCAGGCGUUUGCGACUCUUCAGACGCGCCUGAACAAAAAUGACUUCGACGCCGAACAGUACGGUCGAGACUUCGACUACCUCAUCAUCGCCUUCCUCGUGCAUGGCCUCAAACAACAACGCGCCCAAGUACGGCACCAGGAUUCCGAACCGCGUCUUCGUGGGCGGCCUGUCCGGGGAAACAACUGAGGCCGAGAUGAAGGAGCUCUUCUCCAGCUACGGUGAGGUCACCUCGAUCAAGAUCAUCCAGGACAGGGCCGGCGUCUCCAAGGGCUACGGCUUUGUCACGUUCGAGAAUGAGGAGCAGGCGCGAAACUUGCUCCGGCACACAGAGGUCUACCUCAAGUCAAGGAAGCUCAACAUCGCCCCAGCCAUUAAGAAAUUUGACGUCAACAUGACUUUCCAAGCACCCUUUCCCCGCUCUUUCGACACAGCCUCGCCAAGCAUCCCAAACGGCUCCGUUUACUUCACGCCCACUGGCUACCCGUUCACCUUCCAGAGCAACGGCAUGAGCUACUACAACCCUGCGGCUGCCAUGGCACUUGCGCAGCAGCAGCAGCUUGAGGCGUACAAUGCCGCUGCGGCGGCAACCUAUGUCCAGCAGCAGCAACAGCAACAACAACAGCAGCAACAACAACAACAACAGCAACAAACCCAGUCCCAGGCGGGCGCGGCGUCAAACGCAGCGGCCACGGCCGCAGCUCAGGCAUCCUUCUACAACUACAUGUACCCGGCAGCAGCCGCACAGGCCGUCUACGCAACGCCGCAGCAGUACUACCAAAACAUGCAGCCGCAGCAGGCUGUCUUGUGCACUGAAUCCAACUCCUCCGCUUCUUCCGCCCUGCUCUUGCACCCUCCUCCUCUGGUAGCACUAGAUUCCGUGGCGACCGCCGCCGACUCUCCCGCCUCCCAUCAUCACCUAUCCUCUCCGCUCCAGCAGCAGCAGCCGCCGACCGUCUUUGCCUACCCGGCCUACAACAUCGCCCUAGUGCCGUUUGCCACCAACGGAGCCGCAGACCCUUACCAGCAGCACGACUAUGACUACCCUGGAGACAACGCAGCCUUUACCAAAGAUAAUCAGGUCUCCUUGGAUGUUGACCAACAGCAGCUGCUGCAGGCAAUGGACUCGCCGGCGCCGAUGAUGGUGCCCCUUUGCACAAUGAUGCCUCCGUGGAGCCCUGUGACCCCGCCGCCUAACUUCCCCUCGAGGGCCACGACGCCCUCGUCGACCUGCGGCAGCGUCACCAAGCAGGAGCGGGGCUACUACUCGCCGCGAGGCUACAGAGGUGGCCGUCGAGGCGGCGGCUUCAGAGGCCGCGGCCGCAUCGGUCCAGCCGGCGACGCAGGCCGCACAAUCAACAACAACGUGAACGGCCAGCACAAGAGCGAGCCUGAGGCCAGGGAGGGCCAAGUGACGGCGAUGAUGCAGUCGCUCGAAAUCAGCCCCUAGAGCUGCUCAGUCUGACACGACAAGUACUUAAGUUGAUCUCGUUGAUUGUUAACUUGACCCCAAGACCCGCUACACACACUACUACUAUACUGUUGGCAGUCUCGUUUCCAUUACACAGCUAUUUGCACGUACUUAACUGCGCGCCUGGACUAAUCGGUCAUUGAUUGUUUGUACUUAAGUUGUUGUCUCGUUGUAAUGAUGAUUUUAAGUUGUGUGUUAGCCACUUCGGCCAACGGACCCCUGCCAUAAACACACACACAUAAUAUUCGUUGAAAUGCAUUCAUCGACUUCGCGACUCCAUCCGGAAUUAAUAAUAUUAUGUUGUUGAACCACGUGGUUGUGCGAAUGUAGUAAUUUUCAAUUUAUGUGUACGUUUCAUUUUACCUUAGUUGGGCCAGUUGUGAUAGAUAAAGACACAAAAACGGAGCGGUCGGCGGAGGGAGAGGCAGCACCAGACGGGCCAAUUCUUUAUGCUUGUCGCCCACCUCUGAGCUUCUUUUACGUAAUGAUGUGUUCAGACCGAAACAGGGACCAUUUGUUGCUUGUUGAUGAGAAAAUGCAAAAUGAACCUCUCAAAAAUUAAAACAGCGAGUGCCCCGCGGACCAGCUCCCUCAUCACUCUUCCAAUCAUCCUGAUUUCACCUGAAACUGGCCCACGCUCUUUGUUGUAUCUCGCGGAUCCGUUGUUAGUUAUAUAUAAUGUCGGCGUAACGAUUUUCUUGUGAAUUGGUUAGAUUACGUACGUGUUACCUCUUUUUUUUUAAAAAGAAAUGCGAUGAAAAUGGGAUAUUAGUUUGAUACGUCUUGUGUCGCACGACGUGAAAAUAUUGAAGAUGGUUUUAAACCAGCCCAGAUAAAUUAGGGAUAAAAUUCCAAAUUGUCAAUGUGAUUAGAUUUUUUCUGUAUUCGCUUAUAAUUUUGCUUCAAAAGUUCUGUAUCUCCGCUUUCGGUCUUACUCGUAGUUGUGCUGCACGGAAAUGAGGUAAAAUUCUAAACGCGAUCGUUACACAACCUAGGAUGCGACUAUCGACUCAGGUUUAUCGUUUAUACAUACAUAAUAUAUAUUAUAUUAUAUCUACACGCAUACUCUAGUUGUUGCUCUUUAUUUAAUGUUGUAAUUAUUGUAAUUUAUUGAAAGCGCGCCUCAUACUCAUCGAAUCGCACUCAUCGUAAAAACCAACUGAAAUCUGUUCCGACAUUUUUCCGCAGAGUGAAAUGUCGAUCCCUAGUCUUCAGCUUUUGCUUCUUUUUACGUUGACUCUGUCUUUUGGUUGGUAAAAAUAACAAAACAAGCAAAAUGAGAAAGAAUUAUAUUAAAAUGAAGAAGUCGCCUUACCAGUUGAUUGUUAUCCGGCGCGAAACAAAGGCUGCAAACCGAAAUCGAAAGCAAAGAAUUUAACUUCAUCAGCCGUUUCCAUCGAGACUACUUGUUUGACGAUUCUUGUUUAAUUAAUGAAGGUUGUGAUUUUAUCGUAAUGUAAUAAAAAUGUUCAUGUAAUACGCGAAUAUUAUGAAAAGAGCUGAUGGUUGAAAACGAAUUAUGAAAAUAUGUUGUGGAAAAAAAACAGACAUGAUAUAUUAUAAAUAUUUUAACGUGUGCCUUACUGAAGAAAACUAAAAGGAAAAAAAUAACACUUGAGAAAACACACUUAUUGCAUUGCUCAUGGCAAAAACCCGUUUGAUUAAAGACAGUUUUAAAAAGCAAAACUACAACAAGACGAGAAAGAGAACGAGUAAUAGAGAAAAUAAUACACACACUCACACGUAUAAUAUAAUGUAAAAGCGAGAAAUAAUUCAUUUUUCCUACAUCGUUAAGUUGUAAGUUCAUCAUCAUCAAUUCGCGUAUAAGCAAUACUAGUACUCUGUUUGUGUGAGACUCUUAAAAUGUUAUUGUACUGCAAGGGGAUGCGAAUGAAUGUGAAGAAAUCAGGCGAGGCGGGCAUUGUGAUCAAACUCCGUGAGCACUCGCCUCGAAUUCUACGGAAAGAGAUAAAAUGCAGAAACUGUUGUGACGAGAAAAGCAACUGUCGCGCGCGUGAAUGUAAAAAAUAGAAAACAAAGAAACACACACACUGUAGGAUUAAGUUAGCAAGAAAAACUAUAUUAUAUCACGUAGGAUUACGGCGAAAGUAUAUAAUUAUACAAAGGUUAUGUAGUUGUAGCCGACCUGUUAAGAUGAUAAGUGAAAGAAAGAAAAAG